AAGGAAGAGAAACAUCCCUUUGUCGCGAUCGCGUCCAUGAAGACUCCGGAACAUUGCCUUUCGAAUAUUUGUCAAUAAUUGAAUUUAUACAUAAUUUUUGCUACGUAGUGCUAAAAAUUGCCAAAAAAAUAUACUUUGUUAAUUCAUAUAUUUCGACUAUUAUUCGUAGUGGAAUUUUAUCAAUGUUUACUGAAAGUAAUAAAAGCCGAUGAACAUUCGGAGGAAAUAACAAGCUUUUUGAAAAUAACUGGAGGAAAUAAUUGGUUCUCCGAUUUGCUAUUUUUACCUAAAAAUCGAAUACAAGUUUUCAUUCUGAAAAAUGGACAACAGAGAGCAAGCAGAUGAUGAAGCUUCUAGGGAUCCUGGUGCACAUAAAUCUUUGGCAUUUGACGAGAAUGAUUUUGAAGGACAUAGAGCUCACAGUGUUUUUGUAGGAGUUCACAUCCCAAUGGAAAGGCGACAUUCACAUAGAAGACAUAAACAUCAUCACAAAAGCGAUAGUAGCAGAGAAGGAUCAGAGGAUGAUCGACCAGUUACUCCACCCUCCCAAAGAGUGCAAUUUAUACUGGGUGAAGAUAUCAACGAUGACAAACACGAGAGUCAUCCCCUGUUUUCUGAAAUGGAAGAGCUGGUUGUUGAUGGUGAAGAAAUGGAAUGGAAAGAAACAGCUAGAUGGAUUAAGUUUGAAGAAGACGUGGAGGAAGGUGGAAAUAGAUGGUCAAAACCUCACGUUGGCACAUUGUCUCUACAUUCCCUCUUUGAGCUCCGCAGUUUGAUUUUAAACGGAACAGUCAUCUUGGACAUGGAUGCCUCAUCAAUCGAACACAUAGCAGAUCUAGUACUGGAUCACAUGGUCAACAACAACUCACUGGCCUCAGAUAAAAAAAUGCAAGUGAAAGAAGCGCUAUUGAAAAGACACCGACACCAACAUCAAAGAAAAGAUCACGUGUUGCCGAUUAUCAGAUCUUUUACCGAUAUCGGAAGAAACUAUUCAUCGUCCAGAAAAAAAGGAAAAACAGGAACCAAGAAGAAAAAACCUCGAAUUGUGGAACUAGAUAAUAAAGAAUUGAAGAGAAACGGUUCUUAUAUUGCAGUACCAGUGGAAGAGCACCUUAACGAAGAAUCGGAGAGAUCGCCUGAUUUUGGGAAAUUUUUGAUAGUUCCAGGUCAUGGCACAGAAAAAACCCACACGAUGCAGAAAAGUGCGAGCAGCACUUCGAUGCACAGAAACCUCAGUCACAAUGAGUUUGGCAUGAAUGGUGACAUCCCACAACAUAAUCUUCAUUUCAUGAAAAAAAUUCCAACUGGUGCUGAAGCUAGCAAUAUUCUUGUCGGCGAAGUCAAUUUCCUGACCAAAACCAUAGCAGCUUUUGUAAGAUUGAACACGGCAGCAGUAUUAGGGGACCUUACAGAGGUUCCAGUUCCUACAAGGUUCUUGUUCGUACUUCUGGGACCUCCGAACAACACUGGUGGUUAUCAUGAAAUCGGGAGAGCUAUGGCAACCCUUAUGUCCGAUGAAAUCUUCCACGAAGUGGCGUACAGAGCCAGGAAUCGUAGUCACCUGUUGGCAGGUGUUGACGAAUUCUUGGAUGCAGUGACCGUCCUUCCGCCUGGUGAAUGGGAUCCUUCCAUCAGGAUAGAACCACCAGCUGCUAUACCGUCCCAAGAGAUAAGAAAAAGACCACCAGAAAAACCAGUUGAAGAACUUGAUGAAGACGAAGAAGAGCAGAAACUACGAGAAGAGUCGGGACUAGCACGAACAGGAUAUUUAUUUGGGGGUCUCAUCAACGAUAUCAAGCGAAAGACUCCUUUUUACCUCUCGGACUUCAAGGAUGCACUAGCAUCUCAGUGCAUAGCCUCCUGGAUCUUCCUUUACUUCGCUUGCUUAUCCCCAAUCAUCACUUUCGGAGGACUUCUUUCCCAAGCUACGGGCAAAAACAUGGCGGCCAUGGAGUCUUUGGUGUCGGGAUUCAUCUGCGGCAUGGGAUAUGGCAUGUUUUCUGGUCAACCCUUGACGAUUCUAGGGUCGACAGGGCCUGUCUUGGUGUUCGAAACUAUAGUGUACGAUUUCUGCAAUACCAUAGGUUGGGACUAUAUGUCGUUCAGGUUUUGGAUCGGAACCUGGAUCGCUAUUAUUCUCUUGGUGUUAGUUGCUAUAGACGCGAGUGCUUUCGUAUGUUACAUCACCAGGUUCACGGAAGAAAGUUUCGCCACUCUGAUCGCUGUCAUAUUUAUUUUCAAGGCUGUGGAGAACGUUUUGAUGAUAGGGAAACAAUUUCCUAUAAACACAACUGGAAACACCAAUCUGAGUCAUGAGUGUGCUUGCUUCUUCAACGACACCAUUGAGCUGAAGCAUCCUGAGAUAGCAAAUUGGACAGCUGUUAAUAAGACAGCUUGUAUUGACCUCAGCGGUACUUUAUCUCCAGGCUGUUUCACUCCAACAUAUGUACCGGAUGUAUUCCUCAUGUCCAUCAUUCUAUUUUUCGGAACAUUCCUGAUUUCCGUUCAACUGAAGGACUUCAAGAACGCGCUCUUUUUCCCUGCCAAAGUUCGACAGUUCAUCAGUGAUUUUGCUGUGAUUAUUGCAAUAAUGUCAAUGACGUUGCUAGACGCUUACGUGGGUAUUUUGACUCCAAAAUUGGAGGUUCCAAAGGAGUUCAAACCUACGUCUCCUGACAGGGGAUGGUUGAUCCCUCCAUUCCAAAACAAUCCUCUGUAUUCAGUAUUUGUUGCGUUCCCCCCUGCCCUAUUGGGCACAAUAUUGAUUUUUAUGGAUCAACAAAUUACAAGUGUGAUAGUCAAUAGGAAGGAGCAUAAGCUGAAGAAAGGUUGUGGAUACCAUUUGGAUCUUUUCGUCCUAUCCAUAUUGAUCGAGAUUUGUUCCUUGAUGGGUCUUCCUUGGUUUGUUGCGGCUACUGUGCUGUCUAUCAACCACGUAAACUCCUUGAAGUUGGAGUCAGAAUGUGCCGCUCCAGGGGAGAAGCCCCAAUUUUUGGGAGUGAGAGAGCAGAGAGUGACUCAUAUUUUGAUAUUUUUGACUAUUGGACUAUCAGUAUUUUUAACGCCAAUGUUGGGCUAUAUACCAAUGCCUGUAUUAUUUGGAGUAUUUUUGUACAUGGGAACCGCUUCGUUGAAGGGACUUCAGUUCUUCGAUAGAAUACUCAUAAUGUUCAUGCCAAAUAAGUAUCAGCCAGACUACAUGUUUUUGAGACAGGUACCUAUAAAAAGGGUUCACCUCUUCACCGCCAUUCAGAUACUCUGCUUGGCGUGUCUAUGGUCAAUAAAAUCGUUCAGUUCAACGUCCAUCCUGUUCCCCUUGAUGCUGGUUGUGAUAAUCGGAAUCCGAAAAUCCUUGGACCUCAUAUUCAGCAGAAGGGACCUGAUGAUAUUGGACGACAUAAUGCCGGAAAUGUCAAAAAGACACGAAAUGCUGACAGAUGAAGAGAAAAACGAGAAAUCGCCUUUGGACAUGGAGCCAAGCGGUAAUUUGAAAAUAGCCCUCGCCAAUGGAAAUGUUAUGAACAUCCCAUUAUCUGCAGUGAAUAUAUCUGAAGAAGUUAACAAAACUGCAAUAUGGAAACAAGUCAACGAUAAUAUAUCGCAAAACAAAGAAAGGAAGAAAAAUUCAAAAAAUUCCAGUCGCUUCAAAAAGAAGAAAACUCUUAAGAAAGAGGAGAAACGCGAAGAAACCAAAAAGCUGGAAAAACGUCUAUCUACAAUGGAAGAAGAAGAGGAAGAUGAAGGAAUAACAAUUAAGUCUGAACUUCUUGGAGAUAAGGAAUAUUGGAAGGAGAAACGAAAGAAUUCCCUACAUUCAGAUGAAACUCACGUUUGAGGAACUCUUGGGCUGUGUUUUGAGAUUGACCGUUAUUGUAAUUUCAAUUUAAUCAAUAAAUUCUUAGUAAUUGAA
Messenger RNA from Harmonia axyridis, 3910 nucleotides. RefSeq names its product sodium bicarbonate cotransporter 3 (gene Ndae1). Gene Ontology annotation, cellular component: plasma membrane. NCBI's taxonomy places the organism in Eukaryota, Metazoa, Arthropoda, Insecta, Coleoptera, Coccinellidae. The record is from RefSeq and is a predicted model, not a curated record. Gene Ontology annotation, molecular function: sodium:bicarbonate symporter activity; monoatomic anion transmembrane transporter activity; solute:inorganic anion antiporter activity. Gene Ontology annotation, biological process: transmembrane transport; regulation of intracellular pH; bicarbonate transport. The transcript is spliced from 17 exons. Bases 320 to 3835 code for a protein of 1171 amino acids.